This is a messenger RNA of Pyrus x bretschneideri (Chinese white pear), 1233 nucleotides long. RefSeq lists its product as uncharacterized. The record is from RefSeq and is a predicted model, not a curated record. Lineage: Eukaryota; Viridiplantae; Streptophyta; Magnoliopsida; Rosales; Rosaceae. The transcript is spliced from 3 exons. Bases 250 to 897 code for a protein of 215 amino acids.
AACCAAACAAAAAAAGCCCAAACCAAAAGACACCCACACCCAUUUGGAUUUCCAUCCAAGUCCCCCAAAUCCCCAAAAAUCCCAAAUUCCCAUAUAAAUUCGAUUCACUCUUCUUCCUCCUCUCUCAAUCGAUCAAUUUCGAUUUUCAGAGGACCAGUUUGGCCUCACACGCAAAACCCACAACCUGGUUCUUCUGAUAAUAUCAUAUCAGAAGAAGAAGGAGAUUGUUGGAGACAGAAACUGCCUGCCAUGGGGAAGAAGAGAAAGUCGGUGGCCACCAGCCUAGACGAGGUUGAUCGAAGCAUGUAUACCUCCUUCUGCAGCGCCGCUAAUUCCCUCUCUCAGCUCUACACUCAGGCCAUGAACCACCAAAAACUCUCCUUUCAAGCCGGUGAACGCCACGCCCUUGAUAAAAUAUAUCAGUGGAUCUGUAGACAACAAGAUGGAGGCUCACGAGUUACAACAGUCGAUAUAGUAAAUUAUCUUCAGAAUGAGUUGGACUAUUGUGGGGAGGAGCCAUCAAUGUCCCCUAGGUUGCCACUCCAACAUCAGCAUCUGCAGCCCACUGCUCAUUUUUCAAACUCAGGUUUCCCAGUUACUUCUGGGUCAUCUGGUCCAACAAAUACUGGGCAGGGAAUUCGUUCUGAACAAUGCGAUCACCAAUCUAAGAAUUCAGUCUUCUCAAAUGCUUUGUCAAGCCCUGUUCGCCAGAGUCUUCAGCACUAUCACAUUUCUCAAGAUGGAUAUUAUCCAGGAGCAGGUCUGCCGUCUGGAAAUGGAGCCCGAAACAGUGAACCUAGCUUUCUCCACCCAAACCGGGAUGCUAAUCCUCCAAGUUCUAAUGAUACCUCGAUGGACAUGCAUGCGGAUAGUCCUGGUCAUGAUUCUACCUACUGAAAAUGUUCAGUUGGUUCAUCCAAGUAUUUCCCAUGGGACGGUGUCAGAAGUCUUUGGAAGAACCCUGACAAUACAAAGCUCCUCUCUGGUGCAAUUCCAUAGGGAAGACGGCACAUGGAAGCGGUAAUGCAAUCAAUUUAAUUUACUUUUGCUGUCUUGUUUGAGAAUGGCUUGGUCUUCUCCAUCUUCUGUAAGCAUCUUUUUUGUAUUGCUUUUUGUUUCGUUUUGUUUUACCAAAAACCGUUGUGUUUCUAUUAGGCAUUGCUUUUAAUGUUGAAAGAUUAUCUCUGUAAAUGUAUUGAUUCUGCUUUACAUGACAAUUGAAGAUUUCAGUCA